This is a messenger RNA of Antechinus flavipes (yellow-footed antechinus), 5011 nucleotides long. It is a transcript of the gene TNS2, whose product is annotated as tensin 2. The record is from RefSeq and is a predicted model, not a curated record. NCBI's taxonomy places the organism in Eukaryota, Metazoa, Chordata, Mammalia, Dasyuromorphia, Dasyuridae. Gene Ontology annotation, biological process: peptidyl-tyrosine dephosphorylation. The transcript is spliced from 29 exons. The coding region runs from base 286 to 4524 and encodes 1412 amino acids. Gene Ontology annotation, molecular function: protein binding; protein tyrosine phosphatase activity.
CGGGGAGCGGGGCGGGAAGUGGGGAUUGGAGCUGAAGGGAGGGAAGGAGGGAGCAAGGGAGGAAAAGAGGGAGGGAGGAAAAGAGGGAGCGAAGGAGGGCAGCGAGCAGCCGAACCCAGCGCAGCCGGGCCGGGCGGCGGAGCGAGGGGGGAGCCAGGGGCGCGGGCUGAGGCGGGAGGCGAGCGGAGCUGCCCUUGGAAGCGCUCGGCCCGAGGCGGCUCCUGCGGUGGCGGCGGCUGCGGGUCCCUCCUCCCUCCAUCCCUCGCUCUCCGCCCCGGCGGCGGGAUGGGCUGGGCGGGGGGCUCCCCCUGCUGCUGCCCCCCGCGUUCCCGCCCCGCAGGACGGCCCCCCAAGCCCGGGAAGGCUGAGCCACACAGUUUCAGGGAGAAGGUUUUCCGGAAGAAGCCACCAGCCUGUACUGCCUGUAAGGUGACAGUUGAAGGGACCGGGCUGGUGUGUCGAGUCUGCAAAGCAGCGGCGCACCGGAAAUGCGAGACCAAGGUGACCACGGCGUGCCAGGCCCUGCCUCCUGUGGAGCUGCGGAGAAACACUGCCCCAGUCAGACGCAUUGAGCACCUGGGAUCCACGAAGUCUUUGAACCAUUCCAAGCAGAGGAGCACCUUGCCUAGGAGUUUUAGCCUGGACCCACUCAUGGAACGCCGCUGGGACCUGGAUCUGACCUACGUGACCGAGCGGAUCCUGGCUGCUGCCUUCCCAGGGAGGUUCGAUGAGCAGAGGCACCGCGGCCACCUGCGGGAGCUGGCCCACGUGCUGCAGUCCAAGCACCGAGACAACUACCUGCUCUUCAACCUGUCAGAGAAACGGCAUGAUCUGAACCGACUGAACCCCAAGGUCCAGGACUUUGGCUGGCCAGACUUACACGCACCUCCCCUGGACAAGUUGUGCUCAAUUUGCAAAGCUAUGGAAAACUGGCUCAGCUCCAGCCCCCAGCACGUGGUGGUUCUCUACUGCAAGGGGAACAAGGCCAAGCUGGGCGUCAUCGUGGCCGCCUACAUGCAUUACAGCAAGAUCUCAGCCAGUGAAGACCAGGCUUUGGCCACUCUCACCAUGCGCAAGUUCUGUGAAGACAAGGUGGCCUCCGAAUUCCAGCCCUCUCAGAGAAGGUACAUCAGCUACUUCAGUGGUCUCCUGUCUGGCUCCAUCAGAAUGAACAGCAGCCCCCUGUUCCUCCACCAUGUGCUCAUGCCCGUCCUACCUGCCUUUGAGCCAGGCACAGGCUAUCAGCCGUUCCUCAAGAUCUAUCAGUCCAUGCAGCUGGUCUAUACAUCUGGAGUCUAUCACAUCUCAAACCCAGGACCCCAACAGCUUUGCAUCAGCCUGGAGCCUGCCCUUCUCCUCAAAGGUGAUGUCCUGGUGACGUGCUAUCAUAAGGGGGGCCGGGAGUCAGAGCGGACCCUGGUGUUCCGGGUUCAGUUCCACACAUGUACCAUUCAUGGAUCCCACCUCACCUUCUCCAAGGACCAGUUGGAUGAGGCCUGGACUGAUGAAAGAUUCCCCUUCCAAGCCUCAGUGGAAUUUGUUUUCUCCUCUGGCCCUGAGAAGAUAAAAGGUCGAGAACCCCCACGAAAUGAUGCAUCUGUUUCUGUUGACUACAACACCACAGAUUCAGCUGUUCGCUGGGACUCCUAUGAAAACUUUAACCAACACCACGAGGACAGUGGGGAUGGCUCCCCGUCCCACACCCGGGGACCCCUGGAUGGCAGCCCCUACGCCCAGGUACGGCGGGCCCCCCGGCCCUCCCCGCCGAGGCCCCCCCCGGAGCACCCCCCGCCUCCGCUCCUCUCCGUCAGCAGUGACUCGGGCCAUUCUUCCACCCUGACCACGGAGCCCCUGGCUGACUCCCCCACGCGGCCGCCCCCCACUCCUGCGGAGCGGCAGGAGCUGGAGCGCCUCCUGGGCGGCUGUGGAAUAGGCGGGGUGGGCCGGGGAGUGGGCCGGGAGACGGCCAUUCUGGAUGAGGAGGACCAGCUGCUGCCGGGGGGUGGCGCCCCACUCGGGGUCUACCAGGGCCCAAGGCCCGGCCUGAGCCGGCACUGCUCCUGUCGCCACGGCUACCGAGAGCCCUGCGGGGCUCCCAACGGAGGCGGCUACUACAGGCCGGAGGGGACGUUAGAGCGGAGGCGGCUGGCCUACGGGGCCUACGAGGCCCUCCCCCAGGCCUACGGGGAGGUGCCCCUGGAGAAGAGACAGCUCUGCCGGUCCCUCUCCGAGGGCCCGUACCCCUACCCGCCCAAGCUGGGCAAGCAGGCCAACGGGGAGUUUGGCUACCGUCUGCCCGGCUACCGAGACGUGGUGAUCUUGGAGGACGGGGGCCUGCCCGCGCUGUGCUCCUGCCCGGCCUGUGAGGAGAAACUGGCACUGCCCACGGCCGCCCUGUACGGCCUGCGCCUGGAGAGGGACGCGGGGGAGGGCUGGGCAGCAGAGCCGGGAAAGCCCCUCCUGCACCCCCUGCGGAGCAGGCACCCGGUCCCCCUGCUAAUGCCUACUUACGGACACCACCACGCAGCCCUGCCCGACUACAAUUGCCUGAAGCCGCCUAAGGCCGCGGAGGACGGGCAUGAGGGGUACCCCUAUGCUCUCUGCCCUGAAGGAAGGUAUGGGCACCCAGGGUACCCUACCCUGAUGGCAUACGGCAGUGGGGGAGCCGUGCCCGGGUACUGCCCCACGUAUGGGCGGCCGGCCCGGGGUUACGUGUCACCCAGUGAGAGCAGAGGGUAUCCCAGCCCUGGAGUCCACUCUCCCUGUCCUGGCUCCGUCUUGCCAGGAAGCCCCUCCUACCCACCAUCGGGCAAGCUGAGUUACGAGAUCCCUCCUGAGGAGGGCGGGGAUGGGUACCCAUUGCCGGGGCACCUGGCUCAGACAGGCAGCUUGGCGCCUACAGAUUCCCCGGAACCAGGCUUGUGGCAGGAGGGCCCCGGUGGGCACAUCACCAUUCCCCGGCCAGCCCCAAAUGCCCAGGGUGUGGAGAGUGCCCCAUCUGAUCUGUCGGGCUCCCCUACCCCUCUCCAUACCAGCAGCCCCGUCCAGGGAAAGGAAAGCCCUCAGAAUCAAGAGAAUCGGUCCCCUAACCCGGCACCUGCCCUGAGACCGGCCCCGGGAGACGGGGCUCGCACCACUCCCCAGGGGACCGCCGAAAAGCCUCCGGAGCUGCCUUCCACAGCGGGGAAGGAGCCCCCCGGCUCUGGCCCUUUCCGCUCGGCCUCGCCUUCCGGCUCCCCCAGGGACUGGGCUCAGGAGAGGAGCCAGGGCGUGUACCCUGGCAGUGCCCAUCCCCGGGCGCCGGUGCCCACCACGCUGCCCGGCCUGCGCCACGCCACCUGGCAGGGUCCUCGCGUUCCCUCAGACAGCCCGGACGGCUCGCCCCUCACGCCCGUGCCUGCCCAGAUGCCUUGGCUGGUGCCCGCCCCCGAGCCCCCCCAGUGCUCCCCCACGCCCGCCUUCCCUCUGGCCGCUUCCUAUGAUUCCAACGGCGCUGCCCAGCCCCCACUGCCUGAGAAGCGGCACCCCCCGGCAGGCGGGCAGCAGGCGGGCCGGCCGUGGGGAGGGGAGCGAGCGUCUCCGCCGGGCCGAGGGGCCGCCCACCACGUCACCUUCGCUCCCCUGCUUCCGGAUGAAGACCCCGGCUCCCCAGAUCCCCCUCCCCAAGAGAGCCAGAGCAACGUCAAGUUUGUGCAGGACACGUCCAAGUUCUGGUACAAACCCCACCUGUCGCGAGACCAAGCCAUCUCCCUGCUGAAGGACAAGGAGCCCGGCGCCUUCCUGAUUCGGGACAGUCAUUCCUUCCAAGGGGCCUAUGGGCUGGCCCUCAAAGUGGCCACCCCCCCACCCAGUGCCCAGGCUUGUAAAGGUGACCCCUUGGAACAGCUGGUCCGCCACUUCCUCAUUGAGACAGGACCCAAAGGAGUGAAAAUCAAGGGGUGCCCCAGUGAACCCCACUUUGGCAGCCUGUCAGCUCUGGUCUCCCAACACUCUAUUGCCCCCAUCUCCCUUCCCUGCUGCCUCCGAAUCCCCAGUAAAGAUCCCCUGGACAAGACCCCCGAGGUUUCGGUGCACACCAACAUGAGCACGGCUUCAGACCUCUUGCGGCAGGGAGCAGCCUGCAGCGUACUCUAUCUGACGUCUGUGGAGACCGAGUCCCUGACGGGCCCCCAGGCCGUGGCCCGGGCCAGCUCGGCCGCUCUGAACUGCAGCCCCAGCCCCACGCCGGUCACCGUCCACUUCAAGGUGUCGGCCCAAGGCAUCACACUGACCGAUAACCAUCGAAAGCUCUUCUUCCGGAGACAUUACCCGGUGAACAGCAUCACCUUCUGCAGCACAGACCCUCAGGACAGAAGGUGGACCAACACGGACGGAACCACCUCUAAGAUCUUUGGGUUUGUGGCCAGGAAGCCAGGCAGCCCCUGGGAAAAUGUAUGUCAUCUCUUCUCGGAGCUUGAUCCCGACCAGCCAGCAGUUGCCAUUGUCACUUUCAUCACCAAAGUUCUGCUGGGCCAGAGAAAGUGAAGAGGGGAUGAUGAAGGCCAAUCCCGAAUGAAUAUCCCUUUCUUCUCCCGGCCCCCCCUCCCACCGACCUUUCCCCUCACGUGGAUUAAGAAAAAAGCAGCAGCCCUCACCCCCAAGCACAAGCAAGGGGCUUCCCUGUGACACUCCCCACUCCUCACCCCCACCAUAUCCCCCAGCCUGCCACACAGACCAGAUGAGCACAAGUGAUGGCAACUGUAGGUGAGCAGAGGGGAAGGGGAGAGCUAGGGCCCAGGAGGGGGUGGUGUCGGAAACCAAGCCACAGAGGGGUCUGCCUGAGAGGACCCUGGUCUGGGAGGGGCUGCAGCCAGCUGCAGGCCAGAGCAGAGGCAGAGGGAGAACGGGAAGGGGAGAGGACUGCACCCCUCCUCCUAUUUACUCCCACUAAACAGAGAGAGCAGGAUGGGAAUUAUAUGAAGAAAAAGAAAAGAGUCUAUUUUUGUCUAAUAAAGAAUUUCUAUGAGCUUUA